Anarrhichthys ocellatus (wolf-eel) is the source of this 6961-nucleotide messenger RNA. RefSeq names its product v-akt murine thymoma viral oncogene homolog 3a (gene akt3a). The transcript has 11 exons. Gene Ontology annotation, molecular function: protein serine/threonine kinase activity; ATP binding. The coding region runs from base 1109 to 2365 and encodes 418 amino acids. Gene Ontology annotation, biological process: protein phosphorylation. The record is from RefSeq and is a predicted model, not a curated record. NCBI's taxonomy places the organism in Eukaryota, Metazoa, Chordata, Actinopteri, Perciformes, Anarhichadidae.
UGUGUGUGUGUGUGUGUGAAUUUACAUUGAAAGUCUGCCGUGUGUACGACCUGAGUGGUGUUGUCAUUAACCUUCCUGUCUAUAUUUAGGCUGAGCCAUGACGUGCUGUGCUGUGCCACACUUAAACAGAAAGUAAUUGGAAGAAGGGAUAGCCGAGGAUGGAGAGGGGGGAAGAGGAGGAGAGAAUGACAGAAGACAAGAGGAGAACAGAAGGGAGAGGGGAAUGGAGGGUGAUGUAUGUAGAACAAAGAAGAAGAGGGGGAGAUGAGAGGACAGAAGAUGGAUCAUUAUGCUCUUUUACAUCAGCUCUUGUCCCCAAUAACCAGAGAGACUGCUGAGGGACAAUGAAGAUGCAUUCCUUCCCACAGCGAGCUCACAGCCCCAUCUGGCUUUGUGUGCGUACGUUUCUGCGUUUGUGUACUGUAUUAUGCAUUUGUGUAAUAAUGGCCUACUGUAUUGCCCAUUUUCCCAAAAAUGUGUCUCUUCGGAUAUUAUGUGCAGCAACACAUAAUAUCCCUUGGCACAGGAAAGCACCUUUAUUUGAAUCAUCGGUGGCUGCUGAAGUUAUUGCCUAUUUUUAAACUAACAAAUUUAAAACCAAGCUGCAUCUUUUCUCAAUUGUGCAGUAAAUGGCAACAUGGGCUGUUUAAGUUCAGGAAGUAGGCCUGCGUCAUUUUUACUACAGGCCUUUUUCACAGCAGAAAAGUAAAUAUAAAACAGAAAUUGUUAUUGUAGGAAAAGUACUACUAAUAACAAUACCAAUGUUCUAUUCAAGUGUACCAGUAAGCUUUGUAUUGCAAGUACAUUCAUGCAGGAUGGAGUGAAGAAUAUGUUGAAUGAAAUACAAAGAAAAUAAUUGGAUAAAGAAGAGAAAAAAACCCACCAACCCUCAUAAAAGACAUUGAUAAACAACUUGCACACACGCACACACACACGCACACACGCACACACCGUAACUACUCAUAAGUCUGGGUAAACAGAAAGGUUACUUUUAACAUGGUUACAGUUGUGAUUCUGUUUUCUUUCUCCGUCUUUGGACUCUUUGGUGCAGACAUGUUGUAAUUGUACUGCACUGUCCUUUUGGCUGCCUGUUUCAGAAUGUCAGCUGAUGAAGACGGAGAGGCCGAAGCCAAACACCUUCAUCAUACGCUGCCUCCAGUGGACCACAGUCAUAGAGAGGACCUUCCAUGUGGACUCGCCUGAUGAGAGAGAUGAGUGGACAGAGGCCAUCCAGAUGGUGGCUGACAAGCUGCAGAGACAAGAGGAGGAAAGAUUUCAGUGCAGCCCCACCUCCAACAUCGACAACAUGGUCGAGGAGGAGAUGGACAUCUCCACCACACACCACAAACGCAAGACAAUGAGCGACUUUGACUACCUGAAGCUGCUGGGAAAGGGAACCUUUGGAAAAGUAAUUCUUGUCCGAGAAAAGGCCAGCGGGAAAUACUACGCCAUGAAAAUCCUUAAAAAAGAAAUCAUCAUCGCCAAGGAUGAAGUGGCCCACACACUCACAGAAAGCAGAGUACUGAAAAACACCCGACACCCCUUUCUCACUUCAUUGAAGUAUUCAUUCCAGACUAAAGACCGCCUCUGUUUCGUUAUGGAGUAUGUGAAUGGAGGAGAGCUGUUUUUCCAUUUGUCAAGAGAGCGGGUGUUUUCCGAGGAGCGCACGCGCUUCUACGGCGCCGAGAUCGUCUCGGCUCUAGACUACCUGCAUUCAGCCAAGAUUGUGUACCGGGACCUCAAGUUGGAAAACCUGAUGCUGGAUAAGGAUGGCCAUAUCAAGAUCACAGAUUUCGGCCUCUGCAAGGAGGGCAUCACAGACGCUGCUACCAUGAAGACCUUCUGUGGCACGCCCGAAUACCUCGCCCCUGAGGUCCUGGAGGACAAUGACUACGGUCGGGCGGUGGACUGGUGGGGUUUGGGUGUGGUGACGUAUGAGAUGAUGUGCGGCCGACUGCCGUUCUACAACCAGGACCACGAGAAGCUGUUUGAGCUCAUCCUCAUGGAAGACAUCAAGUUCCCGCGCACUCUGUCAUCUGAUGCCAAGUCCCUGCUGUCAGGCCUGCUCAUCAAAGACCCCAACAAAAGGCUUGGUGGAGGACCAGAUGAUGCAAAAGAAAUAAUGAGACACAGUUUCUUCUCUGGCGUCGACUGGCAGGAUGUAUAUGAUAAAAAGAUGGUCCCUCCCUUCAAGCCUCAGGUGACGUCGGAGACAGACACCAGAUACUUUGAUGAGGAGUUUACAGCCCAGACCAUCACAAUCACUCCACCAGAGAAAUUCGACGAGGACGGGAUGGACUGUCUGGAUAAUGAGAGAAGACCGCACUUCCCACAGUUCUCCUACUCUGCCAGUGGCCGGGAAUGACCUGUCCAUCACGGUGACAUCAUCACAGCUGGUCUCUGAGGUCAUCAAUGUGGGACAAAAAAGACCCACAGCUUUGGCCCUCCCCAGAAAGACUUGAAGGAUUUUGCCCUUCUCUCCUCCUCUUCCUCAUCUCUUUUUCACCUCUGCAGUCUGCUUCUCUAUUUAUUUAAAUUUUGUGAAUCCCUUUUUAGAGAGAACUUCCAGGUAAAAUUACUUUAUAAUCCUGCGCUGCAACCCGAGGUGAUCCGAAACUGUGAUGUGAUCAGUUACUAUGUAAUGUCCCUUUAUAGACAGGAGCAUCACCGGUGGCCUGCUGUGCUUUGACAUGUGUCGGUCCUGCCUGUGAACCAGUGAGACAACAGCUGAUGCAUUAGGAAUUCUUUUUGUGGCUUUUUAUCUGUGAGAUGGCGAUAUAGCAUUUAAGUCAUUCAAACCUAAACUGCCGGUACCGGUUGUAUCUCAGGCUUUUGCAAACAGACGGAUGCUCUCAGAUAUCAGAGAGGCACUCGGGUCUGAUUUCAAAUCCUCUCUAAAUAAUUCUGGGAUGGAUUGAGGCUGCCUGGCAUUGAGGGAGCAGUUGUCACCAGUGAGCAGAAUCCUACACAGCUCAUGUUGUCGAGUAGGAUCUGACUCAGGUUUUCCUCAGUGCAAUUCAUUAUUGUUGUUGCUGCUAUUUCAACUACUACUACAGGUACUACUACUACUACUACUACUAUAUUUCUACUAUUAAAACCCGGUGCUACACUAUUAGCUUAAUGCUGCAGAUCAUUAUACAGGCGCCAGCAACACAUCAACCACCUGUAUUAACGUCUAUGCUUGUACAGCUGCAGAACAGGUGUUACUUUUACUCCUAAUGUACUGCUAUUACACAUCAAAUCUGUUGAUUUAAGACGACUGAAAGGAUAGUGUGUGUGUGUGUGUGUGUGUGGGUGUGUGUGUGUGGGUGGGUGUGUGGUCCUAUUAUGGGUUUGUGUUUAAGAGCGCACCUCAAAGCACAGCAGUUCAGAAGGAUGAAGCUCCAGAACAAUGAGCUUUACUACAUUACCCACAAUGCAGUGCGAGUUGGUUGAUAUAACCAUCACAAGGAGGUGAAGAUGAGAGGAAAGCAGUUGGUUUGAAUGCCCCCCCCCCCUUCCCCAACCUUCAGUCCCUCUGAGUUUAAUUCUCUUCUGUCCCAAAAGGGAACACAAAAGUGAAACAAUGCGCUUUACUGUGACAUGUCGUCGUCACGUCUUCGGGAACCACACGGCUGUACCUCUCUGUCUUUGUGCAGGAAAGUGAAACUGCAGCAGGAACAGAUUCACCACAGAGUGAAAACACAAGUCCAAGAUGGCAGGUUGGGCAUUGUUGAUGACGAUAGAGAGUGAGUACAGAAAAAAGCUCCAAGAAUGAUGACAAAUUUAUUAUGAUAUAAUUUAUGACGUAUUGAUGACUGAGGUAACGGCUGACUUCCUGUUUCAUGAGAUUGUUAUGAAGGGUUUUUAUUAAAAAAUACAUUAUGGUCUACCAGGAGGUACGCAUCGACAGUUAUGGGUUUACACAAAUCACAGCAAUGGCUAUAAUAUAUAUAUGUUCUAUUUAUUGUUCUACUCAUCAGUUUUAUAUUUAACUUUUUCUAUUGUUAUUACAUUAUUCUAGAAAAAAACCUAUUUCUUAGGGCUGAGAGAAGGAAAAGAAAAAAGCCCCCUCAAGAAACAAAAAUGGCUGAAGAAUGUAGGAGGGAAAGCAGAUAGCAUUCCUGCUCCAUUGUUUAUUUAAUGUUGUUUUUGUGUUAUUUUGUGACCAAAAUGUGACCGCCGAGAGGUGACGGGACGCAUUAAAGACAGAUGGUAGUGUACUGUGAGCUAAAAGAAGGUCAACAAAUAUAUUUAUAUAAUCCCCUCUUCUUCUUCAACUUUAUCCAAAUCAUCCCACAGGUGUUUGUGAGGGCUCGUCUCACUUGAUUGGUUAUUGACACAAACGUUCCCCGUAUUUCAUCUGGUCACAGGUGUGUGUUGGUGAAGGCUCAGACAGAGUUCAGAAAGACGAAGUGGAAGUUGAGCAGAAAGAAAGCUAAAUGUUAAGUGGUAAGAUUGGAAAAGAGUCGGUACUGAAUCGUAAGAGCUACUUUUUACUGUAAGUGUGUCAAGUCAGAAAAGAGGAGAGAGAGGAAUAAUGGUUGGUUAUGAAAUGGGAGAUUGUAAGGUCAGACACUCUGUCUUUAAUGAGCACCGUCAUUUCUCUGGUCUGGACUUUGUUUGUUUAUUUGUAGUCAUGUCUUCCAGUCUGACCAACACGAUUUAAAAUCCCCUCAAUCUCUCUGUCUUCAAACACCAGGAAGCCUUAUGCUUUAAAUCAGAAUACAUCCAGCACCUCAGACGAGACAAAAUCACCAGAUGUGAGGAAAUAUAUUUUUUAAAAUGUGAAAUUUCAACUGCAUCCUAAAAGAACAACAUGUCAAAUAUCAUGUCACCUUUAAUAUUUGGAUGACACCGAUUCAAAGAGAGCACCAGGGGAUGUGCUCGGAUUAGACGUAGGAAGUUGUAUUCCAAUAUUUAUUUGAAUGUUUUCACCAUUGAUGGAUAACUUGAAUUUAUUUUCUAUUUAUUUUAUUCGAUGUAAUUUUGUUUUGGAGUUCAGCAGUAAGGGGGUGUAGUCGUGUUUCACUCUGCAGUUUAAGUCUUUAGAUAUUUUGUUCUAAAAAUAAAUCCUUUUGCUUUUCUUUAAAAAUAUUUCUUAUACGACAAAUUACCUGUUUCUCCGCUGCUCUUAAGUCCACAUGCUUUACUCUUGCACAUCCAUUAAAUUGCUAUUCGCUGGCAAAGGCGCUUUAUGGCAGGAAGUAGAAAAGGAUGGCGCUGGCCUGUACGCCGUCGUCCUCUGUCCGCACUAACCAGUCCCGAGUCAAAGUGGCACUCAGAACUCUUAUGAAAAAUACUUCUCUGUGAUCGAUUGAGCCUGUCUGGCAAAGCUGAAGCAGCCGAAUAGUUCAAAAUGAGUACAAUUCCCACCCAGCUGGCACCCUGGACAGGCUCAAGCCAACGCUCACAAGUAUUUGGAAAGCUUUGAUUUGACCCAGGUCUGCGAGCAACUGAGGAGUUCUAGCUAUAUGUGCUCGCUUCCCGCCAAAAUCAUUAGAAACCAGAGUUCAUAAAAGAAACUACUUGAUGGCUUUGGCCGCAGCACUUUCACACGCGCAAUUUUUUAAUAUGAUCCAGAGGAUUCUGAUUAAACCCUGCUUUAAAGGAAGGUUUGUAGCUUCCUUUUUCUUUAAAAAAGAAAAUGAUUUUUAAAGCGCAUCUUCCCUCCACAUACGACCGAUAGCUUUGAUGUUGCUCUGAUGUCUUCGGUUGGCGAGACCUCGGUGAUUGUGUCCCACAUGCCAGAGACGAGUCAGUGCUGCCGCUGCAGAAUCAGUGGAAAUGUUCAGUAACUCGGUCAGUCUUCAUGAACUAAAAUGUUCAGAAAUAUCUACUGAUGUCACCGACUCCUCCUCCUCGUUUUAAAAAACUUUUCCCUCCCUUGGGUCUCUGACUCUCCUCGUUAAAUCCUCCUUUACACGUUGAAGUUAAUUUACUGGCAGCUGCCAGAUGCUGAUUCUAAGGUCAGAGAUCAUAUAAGUAAUACAUGUUUUCCUUCAAAUACUGUCAGUGGAGAAGCUGGAACUUAGUAAUUCUUCUCAUCGAUGUGGGUUCCCCUGAAAGACUAUGAAUGAACAUGUCAGUGAUUUCUUUAACUGGAUGCUUUAAGCCUCCUCACAGCUUUACUGGUGCCCUCGACUGGUGUGAACCGACAGUAUGAGAGAUAUGUGACGCUGCACCGGCAGUGUUCACUUUUAAAGCUGCUGCUGUUUGUACUGUACAUCUAUCACACAACACAUCCGACUCCAAUCAUAUUUGAAUAUGUAAAAAUCCUUUCAAAGACCUCGGCUGCUCUCUAUUGAUCUUGCCUGUUAAUGAACCGUCGGCGUCGGCCAAAAAUCACAAACCUCAUUCAGCCGGCGUUUAAUGCAGAUAAUAAGUAAAUGGCUCCAGUGUUUGGAAGGAUUUCUGAAAGUAUUUGACCUCAGUGUCUGCAACAGAAUUGCUCCCCUCUCCUUCUCUAGUACUAGACUACUAUCGUCGUGAUUAUUAACAUGAACAAGCAUGAGGUGCAUUUAUUUAUAAACGGCAAACAAAAAACGGCAAACAUGUACAAAUAAUACAAAGUGUAAUUGAGUCAAUUUCAUGUCCAUCUACUGUAGCUUUACAGCUGUGUGAGAUGUUUGUGGACGGCUGCCAGCUGUUCUCAGAGUGGGCCAUGUUUCGCUGAAGCACUGUUACACUGACUUCAGCUCUCCUCUCUGACGUGUCAGCGGAGCAGAGCCGAUAUCGAAUCUGAGACGGUGUGAGGAAACUCAGCAGAUCGAUCAAACGGCCUUUUUCUGUCCCUCAUGCUGUCAGGAUGCAGUGCUGUUGGCCAGCGAGGCCUCGAGGAUGUGAAAACAACAAAUUACCAUCAACAUGAAGCUGUUUUUUACACUGUACAUCCUUAGUAUUUUUACACAAUGUAUAUGAUAGGGAUGCACAUUAUUUUCAAUCUUACAGACGGCUUCAAUAAAGCACUAUGUCAAUCUGC